AUGGAGCUCUCCAACGGCACGGCGGCGGCCGGCUUCAACGAGCCGACCGGGUCCCCAACCCCGCCGCCCUCGGGGUCCCCGGCGGCGACGGCCAGCCUGGGCUAUCAGCUGGCCACGUCUGUAGUGCUGGGCGCGCUGAUUCUCUUCGCGGUGUUGGGCAACGCGUGCGUGAUCGCGGCCAUCGCCCUGGAGCGCUCCCUGCAGACGGUAGCCAACUACCUGAUCGGCUCGCUGGCCGUCACCGACCUGAUGGUGUCGGUGCUGGUGCUGCCCAUGGCCGCCCUCUACCAAGUGCUUGGCAAGUGGACGCUGGGCCAGGCGAUGUGCGACCUCUUCAUUGCGCUCGACGUGCUGUGCUGCACCUCGUCCAUCUUGCACCUGUGCGCCAUCGCCCUGGACCGCUACUGGGCCAUCACCGACCCCAUCGACUACGUCAACAAGCGGACGCCCCGCCGGGCCGCCGCCCUCAUCAGCCUCACCUGGCUGAUCGGUUUCCUUAUCUCCAUCCCGCCCAUGCUGGGCUGGCGAACGCCCGAGGACCGCUCCGACCCCAACGCCUGCACCAUCAGCAAGGACCCGGGCUACACCAUCUACUCCACCUUCGGCGCCUUCUACAUACCCUUGUUGCUCAUGCUGGUCCUCUACGGGCGCAUCUUCAAGGCGGCCCGCUUCCGCAUCCGAAAGACGGUACGCAAAGCAGACAAGAAACAGCCGCCCUUGCAGCCCGCAGAGCCGGUGGAAAAGGUGGCCGACACUUGCCUUUCCCACUCGCCGGCCAGACGCACCAACGGCGGUCCCCAGCAGGAGCAGCGGCGGCAGCAGCAGCAGCAGGCGGCAGCGGCGGCCAAGGGCAGGAGGAGCGCGGCGGAAGCCAAGGGGGCGCCCUGCGUCAACGGGGCCCUCCGGCCGGGCGAAGGCGGCUGGGUGGCCGCCUCGGCCCUGGAGCUGCGAGAGGUGACGCCGUCCAACCCGGGCAAGAGCCUCAUGCUGCCCCUGCCCAACCACCCUCUCCCCGACGCCGCCUCGCCGGCCCCCGAGCGCAAGAACGAGGCCAAGAGCGCCGAGGCGAAGCGCAAGAUGGCCUUGGCCCGCGAGCGAAAGACGGUCAAGACGCUGGGCAUCAUCAUGGGCACCUUCAUCCUCUGCUGGCUGCCCUUCUUCAUCGUGGCGCUGGUGCUGCCCUUCUGCGAGGUCGGCUGUUCCAUGCCGGUGUGGCUGGGCGCCGUCAUCAAUUGGCUGGGCUACUCCAACUCGCUGCUCAACCCGGUCAUCUACGCCUACUUCAACAAGGAUUUCCAAAGUGCUUUCCAGAAGAUCGUCAGGUGCAAGUUUUGCCUGCCCUGA
Ahaetulla prasina is the source of this 1344-nucleotide messenger RNA. RefSeq names its product 5-hydroxytryptamine receptor 1A (gene HTR1A). The record is from RefSeq and is a predicted model, not a curated record. Gene Ontology annotation, biological process: regulation of hormone secretion; adenylate cyclase-activating adrenergic receptor signaling pathway; regulation of vasoconstriction. Bases 1 to 1344 code for a protein of 447 amino acids. Gene Ontology annotation, cellular component: plasma membrane. The transcript has a single exon. NCBI's taxonomy places the organism in Eukaryota, Metazoa, Chordata, Lepidosauria, Squamata, Colubridae. Gene Ontology annotation, molecular function: G protein-coupled serotonin receptor activity.